Messenger RNA from Saimiri boliviensis boliviensis (Bolivian squirrel monkey), 2274 nucleotides. It is a transcript of the gene SLC15A3, whose product is annotated as solute carrier family 15 member 3. Gene Ontology annotation, biological process: transmembrane transport. The record is from RefSeq and is a predicted model, not a curated record. Gene Ontology annotation, molecular function: transmembrane transporter activity. NCBI's taxonomy places the organism in Eukaryota, Metazoa, Chordata, Mammalia, Primates, Cebidae. Gene Ontology annotation, cellular component: membrane.
AAGACGGCAGGGGCAGCAGGGUCACUGGGGCAGAGGGAGCCCCUACCCCACCCCAGGGCAGGCCAGCUGUCAUAAGGAGAGGGGACAACAGGAAGGGGCGACAGACGGGGAGGCCAGGGGAAAAGAGGAGGCGGAGGGGCUUCGAGGUGGAGCAGUGAGGGUGGCAGUGUGAAGCAGAGGAGGGGGAGCACGGGGAGGAAGGGUUAGGGGUGGGGGAGGGAGAGUGGGGUUGAGGAUUAGGGAGGAGGUCGUAGAGUCGGGGUAGUGAGCAGAGGAGGACUAGAACGGUAGGGCAGGAAAGGGAGAGGGGACAGGAGAGGAGGGCGGGCCGUUGGGUGUGGGAGAGCAGAGGAGAGCCGCGGGGGGCCCGGCACGGAGCCAGGAUGCCCGCGCCACGCGCCCUGGGGGAGCAGCCCCGCUUGCCCCGGGAGCGUCGGCCGCUGCUGCCUCGCGGCACGCGGGGCCCUCGACGGUGGCGGCGGGCGGCGGGCGCCGCGGUGCUGCUGGUGGAGAUGCUGGAGCGCGCCGCCUUCUUCGGCGUGGCCGCCAACCUCGUGCUCUACCUCAACAGCACCAACUUCAACUGGCCCGGCGAGCAGGCGUCGCGCGCCGCGCUGGUCUUCCUGGGCGCCUCCUACCUGCUGGCGCCCGUGGGCGGCUGGCUGGCCGACGUGUACCUGGGCCGCUACCUCGCGGUGGCGCUCAGCCUGCUGCUCUACCUGGCCGCCUCGGGCCUGCUGCCCGCCACCGCCUUCCCCGACGGCCGCAGCUCCUUCUGCGGAGAGAUGCCCGCGUCGCCGCUGGGGCCCGCCUGCCCCUCGCCCGGCUGCCCGCGCGCCUCGCCCAGCCUCUACUGCGCGCCGGUGCUCUACGCCGGGCUGCUGCUCCUCGGCCUGGCCGCCAGCUCCGUCCGGAGCAACCUCACCUCCUUCGGGGCUGACCAGGUGAUGGAUCUCGGCCGCGAUGCCACCCGCCGCUUCUUCAACUGGUUUUACUGGAGCAUCAACCUGGGUGCUGUGCUGUCACUGCUGGUGGUGGCUUUUAUUCAGCAGAACAUCAGUUUCCUGCUGGGCUACAGCAUCCCCGUGGGCUGUGUGGGUCUGGCAUUUUUCAUCUUCCUCUUUGCCACCCCCAUCUUCAUCACCAAGCCCCCCAUGGGCAGCCAAGUGUCCUCCAUGCUUAAGCUCGCUCUCCAAAACUGCUGUCCCUGGCUGCGGCACCGACACUUGGCCAGAGACCCUCAAGGUGCCCGCCUGCUGCCUGACCAGAGGUCUCCCCAGCCUGGGCCUUCCCCGCAAGAGGACAUUGCCAACUUCCAGGUCCUGGUGAAGAUCUUGCCCGUCAUGGUGACCCUGGUGCCUUACUGGAUGGUCUACUUCCAGAUGCAGUCCACUUACGUCCUGCAGGGUCUUCACCUCCACAUCCCAAACAUUUUCCCAGCCAACCCAGCCAACAUCUCGACGGCCCUGAGAGCCCAGGGCGGCAACUACACGAUCCCGGAAGCCUGGCUCCUCCUGGCCAACGUUGUGGUGGUGCUGAUUCUGGUCCCCCUGAAGGACCACUUGAUCGACCCUUUACUGCUGCGGUGCAAGCUGCUGCCCUCUGCUCUGCAGAAGAUGGUGCUGGGGAUGUUCUUUGGUUUUGCCUCCGUCAUUGUGGCAGGAGUCCUGGAGAUGGAGCGCUUACACUACAUCCACCGCAAUGAGACAGUGUCCCAGCAGAUUGGGGAGGUCCUGUACAACGCAGCACCACUGUCCAUCUGGUGGCAGAUCCCUCAGUACCUGCUCAUUGGGGUCAGCGAGAUUUUUGCCAGCAUCCCAGGCCUGGAGUUUGCCUACUCAGAGGCCCCGCGCUCCAUGCAGGGCGCCAUCAUGGGUAUCUUCUUCUGCCUGUCGGGAGUGGGUUCACUGUUGGGCUCCAGCCUAGUGGCACUGCUGUCCUUGCCCGGGGGCUGGCUGCACUGCCCCGAGGACUUCGGGAAUAUCAACAAUUGCCGGAUGGACCUCUACUUUUUCCUGCUGGCUGGCAUUCAGGCCAUCACGGCCCUCCUAUUUAUCUGGAUCGCUGGACGCUACGAGAGGGUGACCCAGGGCCCAGCGGCCCACAGCGGUUUCAGCCGCGACAGGGGCUGAACACGCCCCAUUCCAACCCCCUCCCUUCACUCCAGCAGACAGACAGAAGCAGUCCCAGCUGUGGCUUCCUCGGUUUAUUCUGUACCCAACAUUGGAAUGAAAUGAUUCCCAUAAAUAAGGGGCAUGAGCCCUUCUUCAUGAC